CCCGUACCGGCCCUCUCGCAACCGCAAUUUGUGCUACCGGAUGACGCGCUCCUGUUCUUCGUGCUGUGGUGGUUGUAGUAGCGCUGGCUCAAAGGCCCUCCAAGCGUGCGUGGCGAUGGCAUUUCUUAUCUCUCCCUCGACGCCCUUCCUCCCAGCCAUCUCGUCCACCUCCAUCGUGCGACACGUACGGCGAACAGCGUCAACAUUGUCAAUCUCAGUCUCGCACCGCAGGAGAGAGGCCACAAUAACGGCCUCGCAGCGAUCGCUCGUGUCCCUGUCCGCCGCCGGCAGCGAUGGCGCAAAAGAUGCUGCCGUGCGCGCCGUGCAGGCGGCCGACCAAGCGUUAAAUAAGGCGACGCAUGACGCGGGUUCAGCCGCUAGCCGAGAUGAGGUACAGGUCACCAUCGCUGCUGCCCGCGCUGCCGCUCGUAGCGCAAUGGAGUCGUUGCGGAGAGACCCGGGAACGUUCGGAGGAGGAGGGCUAGGAGACGAGGCGGUGCAGCAGGCAAGCUGCGCGUUGGCGUACUUUCUGAUCGUUGUCCUUCCUGUGGACCAAGUAGAACAAAGCGAUCUAGAUGUAGUGGGGAUCCAAGAGACGUGGGAAUUGAAGGAUGGGGACGUGGAUGAAGUGACGUCACAAGCGCGCUCCGCCGUGCAAGCGGCUCUGUCGGCCGUCGCCGAAGCCCAGGCCACUGCCCCAGCCGCGGCGACAGCAUCGUCCACCGCUGCUCAGGACGCCAUCGGCAUGGUGCAGGCCGCGCUAGACCGACGAGAUUCGGCGGCCGUGGAGCUAGGUGCUAAAUCGUCCGAAGACACGCAGGUUGCCGCCGAAGCUGCCGUGCUGACCUCGCGAGGUGGUGAGGAAAGUGGAGACGGAACCAAGGAGCCGGAGUCUGCGCGCUGGAGUCGGAACAACCCCGCGGCGUCUCACAGUCACAUGGCCCAUCUCUUGUGGAGACAAGUCGCCGGCCCGGGUGACACGGUACUCGACUGCACGGCCGGAAACGGGCACGACAGCCUCGAGCUCGCAAAAAUCGUUGCCCUGAAGGACGGGGUGGGAUCACUCUACAUCAUGGAUGAGCGGGCUAUCGAGGCCACCCGCGAGAGGUUGAGGUCUGAACUGGGUGAACUUGCCUUGAAACGCUCGACGCUGAUCAACAGCAACUUCCGGGAGAUGCCGGCGGAAUUGGAGCCUCUGUCGGUGCAACUCGUCGUGUAUAACCUGGGGUGGCUGCCGGGGGGCGACAAAUCCAUCACAACAACACUUGAGGACACGCUGGAGAGCAUCGAGGCGGCGAAACGCGUUGUCAAGCACGGUGGCAUGAUCAGCGUUAUGUUGUACAGGGGGCACGCGGAGGGUAAACGCGAGACGGAGGCCGUGCGCGACUACGCCGCGAGCCUAGCCCACUCCCAGUGGCGCGUCUUCAUGCACGAGAGGAUCAACCGCGCAGGUUCCCCCGAGCUCCUCACAAUAUUCAAGCUCUGAUUAACUGGCCCUCCAGCUCGGGAUUGUUUCUGUCCAUCAUUUAAUGGCGAUAAGAAGCUGGGGAAUGGUUGUGAUGUAGACUGCCGUGUCGAACGGUGGAAAAAAUAGGGUGGAUGAGAUCUGGAUGUACGUACAUCCGAAGCGGCGUACUCCUCCUUCAAGUUUAGAGUAUAGAGCAGAGCGUCUGCAGACAUGAUCCGUUGAUGGUUUCGGGUAGCAAGGAGCGAAACGCUGUGAGAGGCACUACACGCUACACACGUGCCGGGAAAUGGUGCCGGGAAAUGGAACCUGUGUAGUGUGUUUUCGUCCUAU
Messenger RNA from Ectocarpus sp. CCAP 1310/34, 1798 nucleotides. Lineage: Eukaryota; Phaeophyceae; Ectocarpales; Ectocarpaceae. The record is from the annotation of a GenBank genome assembly.